AGAACCAAGUGUACAAGUUACGGGGUUGAUGAUGGCAUCAAUUCUAGAAUCUUUGUGUGGUGCUGGUACCGCCUCGGUCCAAUUCAGUGUUCAUGAAACAGCACCAGUGAAGAUCGCGCAAACUGGCAAACAGAACAGAGUGGAGAGGAAGUCUGUCCCGGGAAACAGCAGGUUACAUCCAGGAGGUGACUUUGCAUUUCUGCUCUUCGGACCCGCCCUGGGCUAAGGAUGGCUCCUCUGUGGCCCUGCGUCCUGGUGGCUGCCACAGGAAUUCUGGCCGCAGAUCCGCCUCCUCUCGGGGAUCCUACCCUGCUUCACCUCACCAAGCAUUUACUGCAGCAGUAUCACAAGGAAGUGAGGCCAGUUCACAACUGGGUUGAACCCACCACCGUCUACCUGGACCUGAUUGUCCACGCUGUGUUGGACGUGGAUGUACAGAAUCAAAAAUUAAAGACAAGUGUAUGGUAUCGUGAGGUUUGGUACGAUGAGUUUUUAGCCUGGAACUCCAGCUUGUUUGACGAGAUUAGAGAGAUCUCUCUGCCCCUCAGCGCCAUCUGGGCGCCCGAUAUCAUCAUUAAUGAGUUUGUGGAAACUGAGAGAUCUCCUGACCUUUCCUAUGUUUAUGUGAACUCAUCUGGGACCAUUAAGAACUCUAAGCCGAUCCAGGUGGUGUCUGCGUGCAGCCUGCAGACAUAUGCUUUCCCAUUUGAUAUCCAGAAUUGCAGCCUGACCUUCAGUAGCAUUCUGCACACAGUGGAAGACGUAGACCUGCGCUUUCUGAGGAACAGAGAAGACAUUAAGCGUGACAAAAAAGCAUUUUUGAAUGACAAUGAAUGGGAACUGCUUUCUGUGACCCCAGUAUACAACAUCCUGCAGAACAGUGCUGGGGAUUUUGCACAGAUUCAGUUUAAUAUGGUGAUUCGCAGGCGCCCCCUGGCCUAUGUGGUGAGUCUGCUGAUACCCAGCAUCUUCCUAAUGCUCAUUGACCUGGGGAGCUUCUACCUGCCCGCCAACUGCCGGGCAAGGAUUGUAUUCAAGACCAGCGUGCUGGUGGGCUACACGGUCUUCAGGGUCAACAUGGCUAACGAGGUGCCAAGGAGCACAGGGAGCACCUCUCUGAUCGGUGUCUUCUUCACCGUCUGCAUGGCCUUCUUGGUACUCAGCUUAUCCAAAUCAAUCCUCUUGAUCAGAUUUCUCCACAACGAACAGUGCAGUGGGUGGGAACAGCCCCUCUUAUGCCUUCAAAAGGAUUCUGAUGCUGAUGGACCUGGAGUGGACCCCGGGACCUGGUGUGCUGGGAUAACAGAGUCCUCAGUCUAUCAAGAGCACCAGGCCCAGCCAGAGACCCUAAAAGAAGUCUGGUUCCAGCUUCGAUCCAUCAACACCCACCUGCAGACUCAGGACCAGGUGGAGCAGCAGGGCGUGCAAUGGCUGGCUCUUCUGUACCGCUUCGACCAGCUGCUCUUCCGAAGCUACCUUCUCGUACUGGGGCUCUACGCCGUCACCCUGUGCUCGCUCUGGGUUCUGUGGAGUGGCUCGUGAGAACCUAGACUGCUGGUCUUGGUCGCGUGCUACCAUAGCACUUACAGCGGCUGGAAAUAUUUCUGAGAGGCGAUGGGAGGGGCAGGAAUGGUGAUUUUAAACGCCUCCCCCUCCGCCUUUGCCCCUUUCCAUUGAGCUCAAGAACACAACACUAUAGACCACAGAAGAUCCAGGAAUAACCUGUUCAGGAUGAAUGUGUAUUAACCAAACAAUGUGUACAGUGAAGAGUAAGCCUUUGCUCCCCAAGAACCUCUCAAUGUCUUUCCGAAAACUCCUAGAACACGCACCCUUAUGUGUACGCUUAAACUGUUGUUAACAAUAUUCAGUCGCCAGGCGUGGUGGUACAUGCCUGUAAUCACAGCACUCAGGAGGCAGAGGCAGGAGGAUCAGUCUGAGUUUGAGGGGUGGGCUGCAAAGUGAGUUCAAGCCCAGCUUUAACUAUGUAGUGAAACCCCGUUUGUCAUUCACUCAUUCAUCAAAAUCUAGGAACUAGAAAUUAUUUUAGGCACAGCAGAGAAUACAAAAUAAAUGGUCUUGCCAA
This is a messenger RNA of Cavia porcellus (domestic guinea pig), 2083 nucleotides long. RefSeq names its product 5-hydroxytryptamine receptor 3B (gene Htr3b). The transcript is spliced from 9 exons. The record is from RefSeq and is a predicted model, not a curated record. Lineage: Eukaryota; Metazoa; Chordata; Mammalia; Rodentia; Caviidae. The coding region runs from base 229 to 1542 and encodes 437 amino acids. Gene Ontology annotation, biological process: regulation of membrane potential; signal transduction; monoatomic ion transmembrane transport. Gene Ontology annotation, cellular component: neuron projection; postsynaptic membrane; plasma membrane. Gene Ontology annotation, molecular function: acetylcholine-gated monoatomic cation-selective channel activity; serotonin-gated monoatomic cation channel activity.